AUGUCGGUCAUCAUUUCAGAGGAAUUCAAUCCACAGAUACCUUUGAUUCUUGCUCAUGAUAAAAUCUUUCAAAUCCAAGUUGGUACUAAAAUAUAUAGACUUUCAGGAGCUUCCCUUUCCUCAGAUGCUCCUUCUCACUUUACAAACUUUUUUUCAGUGCCAGUAAACCAGGACAAAAUCUUAUUUAUAGAUAGAAGUCCAGAUAUCUUCGAUUUGAUAUACCAGCACUUACAGGGGUACCAAAUAAGUGUAGAUAAUGAUUCCCAAUUCAUUCAAAUUUACCUGGAUAGUUACUAUUUCAGCUUGAGAAGAUUACAGAAAUUUCUUGCUGAAGAAGAUGUAUUUGCCAACGUUGGGAAUGAAUCGUUCAAGAUUUCCCGAUCUCUAUUCACUCAAACUGGUAACUUCCCAAACUAUUUCACUAUUUCGUUAAGUUCAUUAUUGACAGAUAAUAUAGAAUCAAUUAAACUGAAAAACAUGAUCAGACCGCCUCCACAGAGAUCUGUGACGGUACCGAAUAGAUCUCCCAAAUUAUUUAGAGAUUUAUUGGAAUUGCUUCGGAAGAACUAUUUGGUCAUUGAAAAUGAAGAGCACAGAAACUCGUUGCUCAGAGAGUGUAAAUAUUAUAGAUUUCUAGAAUUGGAGCAGCAAACUAUCAAGCAUAAGAUCUUAAACAAUCCCUUUGGCACUGAUAAUAAGCAAGAGAUUGUCAUUGGCUUGAAAGAUUUGAGCCCCAAGGGAUUUUUUAACGAAUCACCUCCUGAUGGAUCUAGAGAGGUUGCAUUGCAAUACUGUAGGCCAUACAUAGCAAAUGAGCCUAAGCGUACUUUAAUAUUUCAAAUUGAUUCAGGCUGUGAUACUUACAUAAAGGACUACAGUGAAGUUAAGUUGAUCGUCAACAAGGCAGUGGGAAUUAGUGUUGUAAAUAUUACGAACAAACUAAGCAAUAGAAUGAUUCAAUUGUUCAAGGGGAUAUGUGAACCAUUUGAAGUUAAAACUAACGCAGAAACAGGAUCUCAAGAGAUUUCCGUACUUGUCGGCUUGAAAGAUUGUAAAUCUACCGUGAACGGAUUAGCUAUGAAGACAAAUUGGAUCUAUGGGUUACUAAAUGAGUCUAAAGGUGCUGAAAAUGACGAAGAGGUAACCACCAAGAAAAGAAAGCUGGAACAACCUCAUGGUGAUAUUUUAGAAAUUAGGUUAACGAAGUCAUUAUGGAAAAUGAUGUUUAGAGGAAAGAAAUUAAGAUUGCACUGUAUUUCUUUUGAAGGAUUGACCGAUGAAAGUGCUUUCAUAAAGCAAGAAAUUGACUUUUUAUAG
Messenger RNA from Dujonia railenensis, 1317 nucleotides. Lineage: Eukaryota; Fungi; Ascomycota; Pichiomycetes; Serinales; Debaryomycetaceae. The record is from the annotation of a GenBank genome assembly.